UAAAAGAAAUGAAGACCUCUCAAUUUUGUGAAGAAAAGAAGUGGAAAUGGUUUCUGCCGGCCUUGCAGGAGCCCUCUUCUCAGCAGCCAAUCCCAGCUCUUUAACAGCUCGUUUGGUUGCUCCGCGGUUCACCACACCGUUCCAAUCCUCAUCUCUUCUCACGCUGUCUUCCUCUUUGCUCCACCGUCAGAGUGUUCCAGUGAGAAGAUUAUUGCAGGUUCGAGCGGCGAGAAUGGAGUCCACUCGUGCAUCCUUGGGCUUCAGAGCUCCACAUUUUGAGCUUCCGGAGCCUUUGACUGGGAAAGUUUGGACCUUGGAUGAGUUUGAAUCCUACCCUGCUUUGCUGGUGAUGUUCAUUUGCAACCACUGCCCAUUUGUUAAGCACUUAAAAAAGGAUAUUGCGAAGAUUACAAGUUUCUACAUGGGGAAGGGACUUGGUGUUGUUGCAAUCUCUUCAAAUUCCGCCAUUACACAUCCACAGGAUGGACCUGAAUUUAUGGCACAAGAUGCGAAGCUAUUUAACUAUCCUUUCCCUUACUUGUUUGAUGAGACACAAGAAGUUGCUCGGGCAUUUCAAGCUGUAUGCACACCGGAGUUUUUCCUCUUCAAAAAGGAUGGAAGGCGACCUUUUGAGUUGUUCUACCAUGGACAAUUUGAUGACUCCCGACCAAACAGUAACAUACCUGUCACAGGAAGAGAUUUGAGUUUGGCAAUAGAUUGUGUUCUAAGUGGCCAGCACUUGUCUAUUGCCCAAAAGCCAAGUAUUGGAUGCAGCAUAAAGUGGCAUCUGGGAAAGAGCUCAUGAUGGUAUGCUGUCCCCGGUUUUUCAACUCUGCACCGUAUCUCUGCCUUCACUCGUUGAUGUCAUGCAUAAGUUUGAAGCCAUGAGGACUAGUUGCCAAAACUUAGUGUCCAAAAGUGCAUCUAGAAAGGAGGAACUUAUCUACUAAAAUGCAUUAUACAUGCUUUUUACCAUACCAUAAAAAUGGUAGACACGUGCUUGUUACCUUUGAACUCAUCAUCGUUAUUAAGUGCAUGUGCUUCUCUGUGUUCUGAAUUAAUAUAAACAAAUUGCUAGUCUGUCUGCUUCAUUCUAGUUCAUGUUGCAGAUGGAGCAAUUAAAGAAAACCGUAUUUUGAUAAACGCCAACACAUAAAAUGUCAAGCUUUGUCGAUGAUAA
Dioscorea cayenensis subsp. rotundata (Guinea yam) is the source of this 1180-nucleotide messenger RNA. RefSeq lists its product as uncharacterized. Lineage: Eukaryota; Viridiplantae; Streptophyta; Magnoliopsida; Dioscoreales; Dioscoreaceae. The coding region runs from base 47 to 805 and encodes 252 amino acids. The transcript has 9 exons. Gene Ontology annotation, molecular function: antioxidant activity; oxidoreductase activity. The record is from RefSeq and is a predicted model, not a curated record.